AUGUCACCACCCCCAGCGUUCCAACUGUUCACCUCACUCCGCUACGAUCCACUCCUCUUAUCGUCUGUAGAGAACUCCAGGCCAGAUCUUAACUUCGUCACUCCAUCACCCUUCUAUAUGCUCGCCUACCACCGCGACCGCAUGGUCGAAGCCGCACAGCACUUUGACUUUGACCUCGUGACCAAAAGACUUGCCGACGGGAAACGCCUACAUGAAGACCUGUUAUGGAGCGUGAAGGCGUGGCAGAAGAGCGAGGGCAAACAAGACGGGCCGUUGAAACUGAGAGUCUUGUUUGACAAAGCGGCGAACAUGACCGUGGACUUUCUAUCCAUCCCCCCCGUCCCGCUCACCACCCUCUACCCAACCUCAUUCGACCCACCAAACCCAACCCCGCAAGAGCACCCAACCAAGAAGAAAGACUUCCAACCCUCACCCCUGACAGGCGGCGCUCUCAACCUUGGACCCACCGACUCGCUACCCGCAGGCGACUCCUCCCAAGGGCCUCAGCCACCACAGCCAAAGGAGUUCAAACCCUCACCCCUGACGGGUGGUGCCUUGAUUCUAGGGCCCACUGACUCGCUCCCAGCAGGCAACAAAGACCCGUCCUCGACGCCUCCACCGCCAGAAUGGAAGCUGCGCCUCGACACAGCCCCUACGCCCUCGAGUCCCUACACGCUCCUCAAGACCACGGAGCGCACAGCCUACGACCAGAGCCGGGCGCGCGCACUGCCCGAGAACAAGGAAAGCAGCGUGCACCGCGAAGUCAUCCUGUUCAACACCGUGCGCGAAGCCACAGAGGGCACGCUCACGAGCCUCUACUUCUUCCGCGGCGGGAGAUGGGUCACGCCGCCCGUGGGCGUGCCGUCUGCCUUCACGGCGUCGGGCGCCUCAAGCGGCGAGGCAGACGACGGCAAUCGACAUGGAGAUGCGAACGCCGAUGAAGGCGAACUGAGGAAACCGUUCGCAGGGCGCUGGGGCCACAGCCUAAGGAGCGCAAAGGUCGGGGCCGGCGGGCAGCGCGGCACCAGUCGACGGUGGGCGCUGGGCAAGGGAUAUUGCAUGGAGGAGACGGUCGAGCUGGGUACCAUCGAGGUGGGCGAGGGCGUGUGGUUGAGCAAUGGAGUCAGGGGGUUUGGAUUUGGGAGGGUCGUAGCGUAG
This is a messenger RNA of Ascochyta rabiei, 1158 nucleotides long. RefSeq names its product Aminodeoxychorismate lyase. The transcript has a single exon. Lineage: Eukaryota; Fungi; Ascomycota; Dothideomycetes; Pleosporales; Didymellaceae. Gene Ontology annotation, molecular function: catalytic activity. The record is from RefSeq and is a predicted model, not a curated record. The coding region runs from base 1 to 1158 and encodes 385 amino acids.